This is a messenger RNA of Salvia hispanica, 1379 nucleotides long. Its product is annotated as dimethylallyl, adenosine tRNA methylthiotransferase. Lineage: Eukaryota; Viridiplantae; Streptophyta; Magnoliopsida; Lamiales; Lamiaceae. The record is from RefSeq and is a predicted model, not a curated record.
AUUAAUAAACAAAACUUACACAGACAACAUUCCCCUAAACUCUCUCUCCCUCCAAGAAAACUGCUGAAUUCCAUGUACAGAGCAAAAUGGUGAGAGGAGAGUGGGGUGUGAGUGGGAGGUGUUCUUACAAAAGGGCCACUCUCAUAGUGUGUUGCAUCAACGUUGUAGUUGCUUUCCAUGUCAUUCGCUCUCUCUAUGCUUCUCUCUACACUUACCCUCUUGCUGACUCUCACACCACGGCUAAGUACACCUUAGAUCAGAUUAGGAGAAUGGAAGAGUCGAAUCGAAUACAAAGAGCAGCACGACCUACUGAGCUUAUUGAGCUGGUGAUGCAGCUCGAAGAAAAGAUUAUGAGGGAAGAAAGGGUAGAGCUGCCAAAGCAUUUGAGGCAACGGCUAGUAGAUGAGAUCCAUAGUAGGUUAAGAAGCUCGGAUGCUGCUGGUAAUGCGACACGCCAAAAUGAAGCAGUUAGAACCUGGCAUCGCGAAAAGCUAGAAGAAGCGCAGAGAAUUAGUGGUGGGGAAACAAUAAAUUCGACAAUCUUGCAAGAGGAAGCUACAGAUAUUCUUGUAAGAGCAUUGGGUUCUGGUUGGGUUGAGUUUACGGAGGGGAUUGGUCUCUGGAUCCCGAUUUCAGUAACGAACAUGGAACAUGACGACAAACCUGACGGGGAAGACGAAUUUGAUAAAGAGAUGUUGCCAGGGAGACAGCUACCACCCGAAUGCCACACUGAACUUCACACCGACUAUGGUGGUGCCGCUGUGAGAUGGGGCCUCACCCACCAUAAGGAGUCCGCCUAUGACUGUUGUAUGGCGUGUUUGGAUCACGCAAAACGAGCCAAACCUGGGCAGAGGAAAUGCAACAUAUGGGUUUAUUGCCCGUCCGAGACCGGAUGCUUCUCUCCCGAUGUCUACAACCACAAAUAUCGAGAAUGCUGGCUCAAAUAUUCAGAGACACCACAGUCGAACUUCAAGGACCGGUAUUCUGAAGCUUAUCGAGAUGCACACCCACGAGCACCGCUGGUUGUGCCGUGGGCGUCGGGAGUGGUCGGCUGAUGGUUAAUGGUGGGGGUUAUUAUGACGAGUGGCGGUCGCGGUCGCCUCUCGUUUUUCGGACCGUGGAAGCACGAGAAUUGGUAGGUGUAGGGAUGGUGAUGCUCUGUUAUCAUUCAGACCAGAAGUUGGCACUGAUCAAACGUAUGACCCAUUUCAACACAGCACAUAGGUAUUAAGAUAGGAGUAAUGUAUUUGACAAAAAAAAGCAAUUAAAUCAUAGUAUUGAAUGUGCCAUUAUUGGAUAUUUUAAAGUUGUUAAAUAUGACAACUUAAGUGGUGUAACUUAUGGUGUAAAUGUUACUCUAUCCGCAUCUUUGCGUCUCA